Uranotaenia lowii is the source of this 1868-nucleotide messenger RNA. RefSeq names its product mitoguardin (gene Miga). The record is from RefSeq and is a predicted model, not a curated record. Gene Ontology annotation, biological process: mitochondrial fusion. The transcript is spliced from 3 exons. Bases 1 to 1569 code for a protein of 522 amino acids. Lineage: Eukaryota; Metazoa; Arthropoda; Insecta; Diptera; Culicidae.
AUGCUGUCUGACCACCGUCGUGUUCAUUCACUGAAGCCAAGGACGACCGACGGCGGCGGUUGUUGGCGUCCCAAUGGCGCACGACACAACUCGUCAACAGACGAGAGACGCAGAGUCAUCGUUAUCUCCGUGACCGCUGGGGUAGCUGUUCUUGGGGUCAUCGCUAGCUAUCUGGGUCGAAGACGAACUACUCGACCACCCCAGAGAAGGUUAAGGAAGUUUAUGGGACGAAAAGCAAGGAGCAGUGCUCGCAGCCCGAAUGAUAUCAUAUCUCUCGAUGGGUCGAGAGUUUCCGGACGAUCCGUUAGUCCGGGUGGGUCGAUCCAUGGGCUGUCUGAUCGUAUGUCUUUGGCUUCCGGUUCCCUUGCUACGGCAUCCGGCGUUGGCCCACUUCUGGGUGGUACAACUCCGCUGACCCCUCAACAGCUGGGUGUCAUGGGAAUGGAAGCCCUAGAAACGGUCAUCAGCUACUGGGAAGAUGCUUUGACCGGUCGGAAUGGUGUCGAUAUCCCUAGUCGUAUAACAGCGGAUCAGGAAGAGUUCUGCCGAGAGCUGCAGAACCUUCUGGAUGCCGCUUACAAUCUGCAGGAGCAAGGCGAAUUACUGUUCCUGGACGAACGAUCUGUGCUUUAUCGGGAAGACGAAAACAAAGCUACUCAGGCCAGUAAAUUGUCCAACGGACAUCGGUCCAGCUCGGAUCCUAACUUUGACUCGGCAGAAAGCUUUGCCUCGGCACUGGAUCAGGUGGCCGACCUGCGGGAAUUCGAAGACUAUGGUGAGGUGUUUUCCGACGUGGAAAACUACCCUCUUUAUCAAAGUGCUUUGGAGCUCCUGGACGAUCAGCCGAUUCCUUGCCGGACCAUCCGAACCGAUAUGGUCGGGUGCAGCUCCGAUCAGGAGUACUACGCCAAGCUGCACUGUGUCCGGUUGGCGUUUCAGCUGUUAUUUAAGGACCCCAAGACGAGUCGCUGGGUAGCGGACACAGGCCGGCAGGUGCUCACCGAUCUGCUGCUUCUUGGCGACAAAGAUCCCAAAGACUUCCUGGUGGGGUACGAAUCGAUGCUCGAAUAUCUGGAGAAUCCGGACAACUGGCCCGACAUCGAGCUGGAGCUGGAAUCCCGCCAAGUCAAGGCGAUGACCUUCUACGAUGUGGUGCUAGAUUUCAUCAUACUGGAUGCAUUUAGGGACCUGGAUUCGCCACCGAACAGCGUCCUGGCAGUCAUCAACAAUCGAUUCCUUUCCAAUAGCUUCAAGGAAACCGCACUCACCACAGCCGUUUGGUCCGUGCUCAAGGCCAAAAAGCGAAUGCUCAAGUUCCCCAACGGGUUUAUGUCCCACUUUUAUUCGAUCACCGAACAGCUGUCGCCGCUGAUGGUUUGGGGCUUCUUCGGACCGGACGAGGACCUCAAAGAGGUCUGCAAAUACUUCAAAGAACAGAUGGUUAGCUUCCUGGUAGACAUCUACAACUUCCAAAAGUGCCGCUACACCACGGUAGAAGACCUGGCCGAGGACAUCAUGUCCAACAUGAAAAUGCGUGUUACCAACAUCGGUGUUAAGUUUAAUCAGUAGAGUAAGAGCACCAAGAAAAAACUGCCGGUUUUGUUUUAAAAUUUGUUGGUUGUUGGACGUUAUUCGUUUUUUUUUAAAUUUCUGAUUUCUUUUUUUUACCUUAAACGUUGUUAGGUUUGGUAAUACAUUAGCAUUCGGAUUAAGCAUUAGUAAGGCCAGUCUUCGUAUUGCACGCCUAGCGCUGUUUCCUGAGCCCGAUUCGGCUGAAAACGUAACUCAAGCUAGUGUUAGACCUUUUCAUCAUUGAGAAGUGAUAGAAAUUGUAGAUAUUCAGUAGGAUUAGAGUACCUUGAUAGCAU